Molecule: messenger RNA, 3878 nt
Organism: Ilyonectria robusta
Lineage: Eukaryota; Fungi; Ascomycota; Sordariomycetes; Hypocreales; Nectriaceae
Exons: 5
Coding region: 258-3719 (1153 amino acids)
Biological process (GO): regulation of DNA-templated transcription
Molecular function (GO): DNA-binding transcription factor activity, RNA polymerase II-specific; zinc ion binding
Source: RefSeq, a predicted model, not a curated record
UCCGGACACGCCCGCCCCCAUGCCGACCCGGUCUUGAACUGCCAUUGCUGAAAGGGCCCAAUUAACACCCGCCCCUCCAGCUCCCGACUACCAGGACCACCAGGAAGCUUCACUCACUCCCCCGGGACCCUCGCGCCUCGCCUCCGCCAAAGCUCUCCAUCCAUGGCCACCGCCUCUCUGUGGUCCCAGCUUUUCUCUUCGCACUCCUGAUUAUGUGUGCAGGUACGACUAUACAUAUAUAGCACACCAAGCCAAGCAUGGAUCCAGGACCCGACAGUAAACGGCCUCGCCUUUCUUCAUGGCCGGCCGGCGCACCACAGCAAGGCGUAUCGCUUCCACAUCCUCAUCCUCAUCAUCAUCCACAGUCGAACCAACUGCCGCCGCCUCCGCCCCCUCCUGGGCCUCUUCACCAUCCCGCCUCGAACCCAUAUCCGCAUUACCCUCCACGAUCCAUCGAACACCCAUCUGCGCCGCCGACACCAGCUCCCGCCUCUGCUCCUCCGCUGCACCCAGAAGCUGAUCGUCGGCAUCAUGAGCCAGAGCCAUAUGCGCACAUGCAAGACCACUACCGGCAGCCGCCGCCUCAGCAGCAGCAACAACCACCGCCACAGCACCAGCAUCCCCACCAGCCUCCUCCCUCACCGGCGCAUCCAGCGUACCAACCGUAUUCUUCACGGGAUCCUCCCAUAAAGCGGGACCCUGCCGAAGACCAGCGCCGACCGAGCUCGACAGGUCAUGCGCCUGGGCCUGAGGGCUUGCCGUCAACACCGCAUCUCGCGCAUCCUCCUCCACCUCCACCUCCGGGCCCCUACUCGGAGAGCCAACCGCGACACAUGAGUUACGAAAACGCACCCUCGAUGCCCCCGACCCCGGGUGGCUACCGGGCUCCCAGCUACCCUCCUCCCACCCCCGUGUCCCAUCAGCCAUCUUACGAGCAGCAUGGAGGUUAUUCUUCAAACCACGACUCGGCGUUUUACAAUGUCUACACGUCGUCAGCGCCAAAGAAGAAGAACACCCGCGCAUCUCAGGCUUGCGAUAGUUGCCGACAACUCAAAGCGAAGUGCGACGAGACGAAACCGUGUAAAACGUGUAAGGAAAAAGGCGUGGAGUGCAAAUAUAGAGACCCGGUGCCAAAAGCCACCGAUAAAGCUCAGGCUGACAUUCUGGACGGACUCACAGCCGUCCAAGGUACCUUGUCCACCAUCAUGAACCACCUUGGAAGGUUUGACCAGAGGCUCGUUAAAAUGGAGUCAUUGUUACCCAAAAACGCCACCCCUCUGGAACUGAAACACGAACCCGUAGCUGAAGAGGAGUACAAACGCCCACCUCCUUCUCCUUAUAUCACCAACGGUAAUUCCGGCGGUGAAGGUUAUUACCCCAGCGAAACACCGAGAGACCACCCUUCCUCAGAUCAUAUGCCCCUACGAAUGAUGGCCGAGGACGAGAUGGAGGUUGAGCCAGGCCCACCAGUUCCUCCUGGAGAGCCUGCCAUCCCCAUUAACCACACGACUCUUGCCGGCUUGCUCCUGGACUGGCCAUCAAUCCGCGAGCUAACUAAGCAUCUCCUCGAACGCGAAGGGAUUCGAUUUAUUAGCGAAUACCCCAUCAGUCAAGAGCAGAACAGGGGCGUCUUGAUUGUCUAUGGGCGCGGCGAAGACUCUCACCCAUCACGGCAUAUCCGAGAACCGACCGAUCACGGAACUCUUGACAUGGCAGACGAUUCAUCCGACAUGGCUUCGCCAUCGCCUGCUGCCGAUUGGGGCCAGCUCGGCGGUCUUAGCCCACCUGAUCAAGUCGAGUACAAGGGCGGUGUUUUGGCAGUCGACGGCAAUCCCGACUUCUCGGAAGCGAAGGUGUGGCUGUACGUGGAGAGUUUCAAGGAACAUAUCUUGAACAUGCACCCCAUCAUCCAGCCCAAGUUCCUCGACGACUGGGUUCGACACUUUUUGGAUACCCUCCCCACCUCGCACCCAAGAUCAUCUAAGCCUCAAACCUCAAAGCCUGCUUUUGCCGUCGGUGGAGGCUCACAGACCCCGGAGACCACAGGCGCGAAGAGAAAGCGAUCACCUGGACCUGACGGAUCCGAACCUGCCACCCCUGCGCCCCCGCGGGCUGGUCGACCAGACCGAUCGAUUCAUAGCGCACUAGUUCUCAGUGUCCUCGCACUGGGAAAAAUAUGUCUAUAUCGGGACAAUGUGCCCGACGUUGUGCACUCGUCGGAUCCUAUGCCCCAUGGAAGCCCCAUCACACGUAAUGGAGGUGUCCCACCGUCGCCUACACAGGGUUCUCCGCCAGCCUACUCAUCCCACUCGCACUCCUCCGGGCUGCCGUCUCCGAAGGAACAGGAACGAGGAAUACACAGUCGGCGCUCUUCCAUCCAUGGUGUUGGAGGCUUGCGCUCUGGGUAUAGCCUGAAGAAGAACUACGAGGUGAUUCCUGGUCUGGAGUACUUUGCAUACGCCACCGAUAUUCUUGGAAACCACACCGGUGCAUACAAUAACAUGAAGAAUGUCUAUGCCAACAUCUUUGCUGGCUUAUACCACGGCCAGUUGGGACGGCCAAUGGAGAGCUUCGCAUUCAUUCACAAGGCCAGUCACAAGUUGCAGGUCAUUAUGAGACCGAGCCUGGACAAGUUGCGGAGAAUCAAGCGAAACAGCGAAUUCAUCCAGGAGACAAAGUACAACCAGCUGGCUUUGACUUUCUGGACUUGCCUGCAACUCGAGAGUGAUCUCAUUGCGGAGCUUCAACUUCCCCCCUCAGGACUCCUAUCUUACGAGGACGACAUGCCGCAUCCGAACAUGAGUCUUCUCGAAGGCUACAACCAACGAAUCCUGGACAGCUACCCCGGACAGUUGUAUCUCCGAACACAUCUCAACAGCAUCCAUCGAAUGUUCUAUGCCCCCGAAGACCCUAGCAAGAUCAAGAAGGACCAGUUCAGAAACGUCAGUGUUGUAUCCGAUGCGGUUUCGGGGAUGCACUGGGUAGCUCCCAGCUUUGCCUUCCGAGAGGACGAUCUCCCGGCAGAUGAUAUCCUGGCGGCACGACUACGAGCGAAGUACUGGGGCGCCCAGGUGAUCACCUAUCGACCCUUUGUUCGGCAGAUCCUUCAGUUCUCGCACUCGGUGAAGAACCACCCAUCCAGCCCCAACUUCCCCACAGUGACGUCUGAGUUUCGUCAGGACGUCAUUGCUCCUGUGAUCCACCCCAAAACGAGAACACACGGCGAUAUUGACCCCAAGGUUGUGGAGCUUGCUAAGAAGGGAAUCAAGGCUCUGAUUGAAAGCACUCGCGCUUUCCAUGGACUUGGUGUAGAGCGACCCAUCAUUACCAACGUCUUCGGUACAGCACACGCUCAAUGGGGAAAUCUGCUGGUUCUCUCAGCCGCCUUCAAGGAUCCUGUUCUUCACACCUAUGUUAAUGAAGAGCUGUUGAAAAGCCUCUUCCAGAGGACCAUCCUUUUCUUGAGACAGUCGGCUACCGGGACGAGCUCUCUGAGAAUCGACAUGCAUAUCCUCGAAGGCCUCCAAAGAGAUCUCUUCCAGAACCCCGAGGCAAGGGCAAACUCAAGCUUCUCGAGUGGCAGCACCAGCGCGCCGGGAUACCAAACCCCCAGGCCUGCACCGAUGGCUGCGCCACCGCAGGUGCCUCACCCAAUGAACGAGCAGAUGCUCGCACGACCGAUGCCCCAUCACUUGCAGGUCUCGCCACAUGGGCAGUGAUGAAUUUGGUCCACCGCGGCUCUCACCACGGCUCUCACCACACACAAUCGGCUGAUUGAGGCGUUGAGGACUUUCUUUCCAUUAAUCAUCAUGAAAACGGCGUUUGGAAAAUGGUUCAACUUGAACCUGACAUUAUAUACUUUUCUUUUUCCCCCCCAG